CCAGAGCCUGCCUGGAGCGCGCACUCAGCGGCUCUCCGGUCUCCGCGUCCCAGCCGUGGCCCGCGCCCCGCACCUCCUCCUCCUCGGGUCUGGGCACCCCUUGUCCCCUCCCUCCGGCGCCCGCUAGGUUCGGGCAGCGGCCGCCCCCAGCCCCUACUCGGCCACCUCCCCGACUCUCUGGGCUCCCUCCUGGGACGCGCGCCCUCGCCCCAUCCUUUCUUCCUUCCUUCCUUCCUUCCUUCCCUCGCGCCCGCCCUCCCUCUCCAGGUCUCCCUCCCGGGUCCCGAUUGUCUCCGUCCCCUUCCCAGUCGGCCCGCGCCUCGCCCUGCCUCGUCUCUCCCUCGCACUUCCUGGGUCGCCCGCCGCCGCAGUCUCGCUCCGCCGCGGGAGCCCGAGCCGCCGCGGCCCCGGCUCCAGCGCCCGCAGCCCGCGGCGCCCGCCCGAGGGAGCCCCGGCGCCCGGGGAAGGGAAAAGUGGGCGAGCGCGCCCUCGCCCAGCCCCGCGCCCCAGCCCUGCCCGGCGAGGAAGGACCGGGAAGAUGAACAACGGCGGCAAAGCCGAGAAGGAGAACAGCCCGAACGAGGCCAACCUUCAGGAGGAAGAGGUCCGGACCCUGUUUGUCAGUGGUCUCCCUCUGGAUAUCAAACCUCGGGAGCUCUAUCUGCUUUUCAGACCAUUUAAGGGCUACGAGGGUUCUCUUAUAAAGCUCACAUCUAAGCAGCCCGUAGGUUUUGUCAGUUUUGACAGUCGUUCAGAAGCAGAAGCUGCAAAGAAUGCUUUGAAUGUCUUUGGCAAGAUGAUACUAAAGUUUUCUAAGGGCAUCCGCUUCGAUCCUGAAAUUCCGCAAACACUACGACUAGAGUUUGCUAAGGCAAACACGAAGAUGGCCAAGAACAAACUAGUAGGGACUCCAAACCCCAGUACUCCUCUGCCCAACACUGUACCUCAGUUCAUUGCCAGAGAGCCAUAUGAGCUCACAGUGCCUGCACUUUACCCCAGUAGCCCUGAAGUGUGGGCCCCGUACCCUCUGUACCCAGCGGAGUUAGCGCCUGCUCUACCUCCUCCUGCUUUCACCUAUCCCGCUUCACUGCAUGCCCAGCGCAUGGAGAACUCUUCCUAAAAGCAGGAAAGCCUGGUUUCUGAAGAGCUUUGGCCUAGACAGACAGGUGAGGGUUUUGUUUGGUUCAUGUUUGUUUACAAGGCUGGAUGAAAUACCCAGCUUCCCAGAAUACUCUUCCUUCUGACUGACAGCUCUUUCAUGUUGUACAGAAUUCACCAUGUUGUGUAAAACACGCACAAGCAGUCCCCCAGCUGACGUCCUCACAGGCCGCGGGGUCAGGAGCGUUGCUGGUGCAUAUGCGUCCAUUCUCUUCCAGCGGGUCACUGGUGCUUCGUGCCCGUGCUGACCACCCAGCUGCCCAGGCCCGUGCAGGCAGACUACACAGAGAGGGCCUUGGAGCCUGGGCUCCCGGUGUGAUGACCCUCGGCGUGGGGAGGAGGACGUAGAAAGCAGUACCAGUAGUGAAAGAAAAGUAGAUGGUGGCGGUGGGAGCACUGGGCACAGAGCAUCACUUCUGGUAGCAGCACAGUCCUAAGACUGUUGACCCAGGUUCCAGAUCUGCUGUGCCCUCUCCCGUCCCCUCCGCUUCCCGCCGCUGCUUUCCACCUUUGUCCGUGUCAGUGCUUGGUCUCCUGGCAGGUAGCAGGGGAGGGAGAAGGGAUAAAACCUAAACCAAUGGACAUAUCUUCUGAGUUCUUGAAAUCAUCUUAGUGGCCUCGGGGAGAACUUUGUCGAUGACGGGAAGCGACUCCUGCCCCCACUAUCCGUGGAUAUGUCUUUGUUCCUCUUGCUAGACUGCUUAAAUACAGACUGACAGUUGAGGCAAAUGUUAAUAAUACUGUGAAACAGUGCCAAGUUUGUAGAGUCAUCUGAAUAUUGAUGACUCUGGUUAAUCAGCAGCAAAGCCUUUCACCAUUACCGUGGAAAGGGAACAAUUGACAUUGGCCAAAAAGGACUGGGAAUGGUAGCUUUUGGGCCAUAACAUCUGGGUAACUUGCCCUUUAUAUAAUGGAUGAAAUCCAAAGUAUAUCCGGGGAUGUGGGAGAAGGAACUAAAGAAUCUUAAGAGAUUAGAAAGCCCACGGCAUUUUGAGAAAGGUUAGGGAAAGACAGUGCUAAGAUUCAGUGACUCAACCAUUUGACUUAAUGGGAUGUAUUGCUCAUGGUGGCAUCUUCCCCUGUGAGUUCUUCCUUGAUCUCAAGACUUUGCCAGCCUGGAAUCCACUUGGCUCUGCCACGUCGGUCCUAGAGUGGAACUCUCAUCCGAUACCAGUAAGAUCCAUAUACUCAACCCCACAACUUGUGGUUUGAAGUCAUUCCCAGUGAAGCUUGGCUUCUGUAUCCUAAAGACUUGUGAACAGAUGUGGUUAUUUAAAUUUCUUUGUCCAAUAUGAGAAUCAUAGAAUGAACCCGGUAGGGGCUUGAUCGAUCAGCAGGUCUGGCCCAUUUGACAGUUGAGGAAACCAACUGGAGAAGAUGGAAAGAGUUCUCCAGAGCCGCGAAUGGCCCUGCCAUGACUAGAGCCAGGUCACCUGACUCCCAGGCUUGCUCUUUCCACGCCUCAGUGCUGGCUCACCAAAGGCUUAACUCUGAUGGAAUUUUGGAAAGGCCUCACUCCAGUGACUCCUUGGAUCUUUCUUCUCUAAGUAGAUGAGAAGCCUGUAAGAAGAGACUUGGAGGCAAAGACAAGGGAAUCAGAACUUAACCUUCCUUCACCAGAAGGGCCUGAGAGAACUUUUAUUAACUGGAGGUAGAGCAGUGGGGAAGACCAAAUGGAGCAGUCCCCUUAGUGGAUGGUUCCGGUUUUGUUUGGAGAUCUUUUCUGUAUGUCUUUGGAGAAGCUUUUAUAUUAUUUUGUUUCUCAUAGCAAUGUUGUGCUCUGUUUUGAGACUUGGAUUUUUUUUUU
Hyaena hyaena (striped hyena) is the source of this 2965-nucleotide messenger RNA. RefSeq names its product RNA binding protein, mRNA processing factor (gene RBPMS). The record is from RefSeq and is a predicted model, not a curated record. NCBI's taxonomy places the organism in Eukaryota, Metazoa, Chordata, Mammalia, Carnivora, Hyaenidae. The transcript has 8 exons. Gene Ontology annotation, molecular function: mRNA binding. The coding region runs from base 539 to 1120 and encodes 193 amino acids.